GCAAAAAAGGCAUCAUCUGGUAAAUUACUUUUCUGCCGUCUCUCUGUACAUAUACUACACUGAGGCUACUCGGGCAGGCAGGAUCGCGAAAGAUGAGGGUGCUGCUGCACACCGGUGCUUCCACACACAGAUACAUACACGUAGGCGACUAGCGCAACGGUGGAUUGUGACUCUCCCGUACACACAAUCUCGUCGGAAACGUGUUUUUGAGGCGUAUUGGGAAGAGGCGCGCAGCAGGAGAGGACGAUCUGAUGGUUGCUUCGUCGUCGUCGUCGUCGUGUGAGAUAUAUGCCUGCUGUGCUCUGGCUGCUGGCGUUGGUGCGGUGUGUCGUACCUAUCGUACAUACAAUUUAGUAGCGACUGAAACGUCGCAGCGUAAACACGAGAUUACGGGUUCUCUACGAAAAGGCACACAGCGAUUAGUAAGGUGUAGAGUGUGUCUCGAGAGUGAAUAUACAUAGAACACACAACAGAGACAGACCCGUGGAAGUUAAGGUGGUGCGCCACGGUUUUUGUCGGGUGCUAGGUGAAUACACCUACCUAUGGUUAAUCCGUUUCCGGUUGUUGAGUUGACUUGAUCCAACGGGAGGGUUCGCGACGCGUUAGGACGUUAGAAUCCCGCCUUGCCAGUCAAAGGGAGAAACAUCCAUCCAAGUGAGCCGUGGAACAAAAUGGGAAUGCUGGUUUAACAAAUAGAAAAGCGCACACCUUUGCUGUGCUUGGUGCCACACUUGGAACAAAGGAAUACAGAGUAGAAGAAGUACAAAUGAUCGAAUGGUUUUUAGUGAAAGUAACAAGAAGAUCGAAGACAACGAAGUUUUACCGUCUAAUGACAAAAUCCUGUUUUACACAUUGAUAACAAAACAACGAAAAGGUGAUCGAUCCUCGGCUCAGGCCCUCCACCAAAUAGUAGUGUCCAACGGUUUUGUUGUGAUACACGGCGGAACGACAACCGAAGUUAGACAGUGGAAUAUCUAGUGACUUGUUUUGGGAUAAAAUUAUCACAAAAUGGAAUCUACCCGCAGUGAAGCGAAAAACUUUGACCCUAGUGAAUGGUUUCAGUUUGAUUUAUGAUUGUUAGCGGAAAAUUGAUGGAAGGUUGUUUUUCCCCUGUCCCCGGUUGGUCUCGAUGAGCGGGUUCCACAAUUACAAACCUUUGGUCGGGGAAGGCAGCAAACGGCAGUAGUGAGUUUGAUAGUUAUUGAUUGACCUUCGGAAAAGCGGUUUUUGUUUUUGUUUUUUCGAUUUUGUUCGGCAAGCAAGUGAAAACGGUGAAAAUUUAGUGAAAAAGCCCGUGAAAAAGGUGCAAGCAGAGAGGGCAAUACCCUUAACAAAAGCGGUUCCAAAUGUUGUCUUGCCUGGUGCCGCCUCGUUUCGGACAAGAAGACAGUAUCAUGCCAUCAUCGGCCAAGUUUGCGCUGCAGUUUCCACCAUUGGCAUCCGGGCUUCCGAAAGACGAUGAAAGUAACACACCGCAAACCGAUUGCUUCCUACAAUGUCCGCAGUGUCACACAACACUGCAGGGGUUUCAGGCACUGAAGGAGCACCUCGAAACCGUGCAUUCCAUGAUUAAGCAGGAGCAUGGCUCGGCGACACCAUCCCCACCACUGUCAGCCUUCUACCAGCAAUCGUUCCAAUCGAUAGGUGCUUCCCUGCCAUCGCCACCGGUCUCUUCCUGUGCGCUGGACAGCAGCUGUAACGAGCCAACAUCGCUGGCGACGAAUGGCAGAAGUAGUAGUAGUAACAGCAACAGCAGUACCAGCAGCAACAGCAACAGCAGCAGCAGUAGUAGUAGUAGUAACGGUAGUAGCAGCCGAAGUACCUCGGCAGGUGGUGGUCUCAGUGCCGCCACCGUUGCCGCAAUUGCUGGCGAAGGUGGGCGGUCUAUUAGUCCGGCGAAUAGCAACAGCAGCAGUAUUUGUGGUGGAAGCAGCAUCGGGGUUGGCGGAGGUGUUCACGGCAUCAGCAGCAACGGCACCGGCAACAACUGCGGAGAACCCUACGCAUGCUUACAAUGCUCCGCCUCAUUCCCAAAUCGUGACUUACUUGAGAAACAUGAGCUGAUGCACGUACCUAAUGCUCUGGUGUGCUGCAAAGUAUGCCACAAACAGUUCGCCAACGUGUACCGGCUCCAGCGCCACAUGAUCUCCCACGACGAAUCGACACUGCUUCGAAAAUUCAAAUGCACCGACUGUGAUAAGGCGUUCAAGUUCAAACAUCACCUGAAGGAACACGUUCGUAUACAUUCAGGGGAGAAACCGUUCGCGUGUACCAACUGCGGCAAACGCUUCUCCCAUUCGGGUUCCUUUUCGAGUCACAUGACCUCCAAGAAGUGCAUUAGUAUGGGUCUCAAGCUAAACAACAACAGCUCGGCCGUCGCUAACAACAAUAACAACAACAACGGUUCCGUAUCUGUUAAAUCGGAAAAACACAACCGACGAUCCGGAUCGUAUCUGCCGGGAGGCAGUCCAGCUGCCGCUGGUUUAAGCAACGGUCAGCUACCGAACGGACUUAAUCCAAGCAGCGGCACUAGCGGCAGCUCAACGAAUGCCAACGCAUUUCUUCCAAUGCUGCCGAAGUAUCCGCCAAACUACGAAGCGAUGAACGCGGCUUUUCUGGCUUCCUUCCACAAUCCGUUCUAUCCGAUGGCCGCCCUUAAUCCGAGCAAUUCAGCAUUUAAUCCGUACAGUAUACAGCGCCUGCUGGAGCUCUCGGCGGCUGGUGCGGGUGGAUCAACCCUGAAAACGGAGUCGAUGGAAUCGCUGAUCCUGAAAUCACAACAACAGCUGAACGCUGGUCUCAGUCAAGAUGUCCAGCGAGCUUCGAAAUCUCCCAAUACUCAUUCCGACGCUGAAGAUAUGAUUGAUGAAAUCGUAGAUGAUGGUAACGAAGAGGAGGAAGAAGAGCCUAAAUUAGUGAUGGACGUUGAUGACGAUGAGUACGCUCACGGCGAUCCUGCUGAUGAUUCUGAUAGAAAGGACAUUAAGGUAGAUGAAGAUGACGACGAGGAUGAAGAGGAAGAGGAGGACGACGAGAUUAAUGUCCCGAUUGAAACACAGCCGCUUCGGGUAUCACCCGUAGAAAGGGAGGUACGGCAACAAUCGUUCCCGCAGAUCUCCGCUGAAAACGGAUACCGCAACAUCCUGGACGACAUGAAGCAAAAAAUUCUCGAUGUAGCUCAUCGUAUGUCAGCCGGGGAUCAACUAGUGCAUAGACAAACUGCAACUUCAGCGAACCUAGAACACGAACAGAUUAAAGUUGAACGCCCUGAAACGGCUUCCCCCGAGCUCAACAUAGACACGGAUAAUCCCAGUCCGUGUGUGAUAACUCCUCCGUCGCCGCCAGUGAUUGAGAUUAAGCAAGAAAUAAAGGAACCAGCAGAAACCGAAACGAACAUGAAAUGUAAGGCUCCCGUACUUCAGUGUCAGCAGUGUAAAGCCACGUUCAAUCAUCAAGCAGAAUUAGUACAGCACGAGCAAGUCUUGUGCCAGUCUUUGUUGUUCCAUAAACAGAUGGCAGCAGCAGCGGCGGCUGCCGCCGCAAACAACUAUCUCCCGAUGAAUAGUAGCAGUGAGGACGACGGAGAUUUCGACGGAUCCAAACUGGUUUCGGAACGAAGUGGGAAGGUUCGUGUACGAACUGCCAUUUCCGAGGAACAGCAGAACGAGUUGAAAAAGUAUUACGCUUUGAACAAUAAACCGAACCGGGAAGAGUUCCAAAUGAUUGCCAAAAGAGUCGCCAUGGAGGCACGAGUCGUACAAGUGUGGUUUCAAAACAACCGAUCACGGGAACGAAAGAUGGGUAAUCUAGUGAACGUGCGACCUCCCAUACCAGCGGAAACCGACGGAACCAUACUGUACCCCUCCGGAACACACUCAAACGGACAGAUCGUCGAAGCCGAACAACCUCUGGACCUUUCAAUCAAAAAGCCAGAUUCUAUCCCUUCCAGUUCUCCCCGCUACGGAACAGCACCGCUGACUCAACCUGACACCGCGACUUUGCUGGACGAAGCGAUGAACCUCAGUGUGAAGUCUUCCCGCAGUUCAACACCCUACAAGGGCUUCUAUCCGUACAACCAAUUCUCCACCGAAAUGUUGAUUCGUCAAACUCCCUCUCCGAACGAAGCAGCGGUUCAUCCGCGUCAACAGCAAAUCCGACCGCCGGCUAUACCCAACUAUCCGUCCUUGACACCGACGGCAAGUGGUUUCGUUGGAAUGGAUCGAUUGCUGCAGCAGUUUUCUCCGGAAAUUGCACGAGCACCGGUGCGGGCGGAAAGUCUCAGUCCCAGAGGGGAAAAACGGCCCUGGUGUGAUCUGGAACAGUACGAAGCCGCCGUUAAGCUACACAACCAGUCCCCCUACGACGAACAGAAACUACUACAAAUGCAGUCGAUGUUGAACGUCCCGAAGCGUGUGCUCUACUCGACGGCAAACCAUGGCGCCAAAGAGCAACCGGAUGCCGAAGGACAGUACGUGUGCGAUCAGUGCGAUAAGGCAUUCAGCAAGCACAGUUCCCUCCAGCGGCACAAAUACGAACAUUCAGGACAACGCCCCUACAAAUGCGUAGAAUGCCCCAAAGCAUUCAAACACAAGCACCACCUGACGGAACACAAACGCCUGCACAGCGGCGAGAAGCCCUUCCAGUGCUGCAAGUGUCUCAAGCGGUUCUCCCAUUCGGGCUCCUACAGCCAACACAUGAACCACCGCUACUCGUACUGCAAACCGUACAGGGAGGGCAAAUAAGAUGAGGACCAGGGACGGGAAGUUCCGUCCCCGGCCAUUAACGGGCUCUACCCGCCGAUGGCCGUUUCGUCUGGCCUCUCGCACCACCAGCAGCAUCCACACCAGCAGAACCGACCAGGACGACGUGGACGCCGGGCAGGAUCGGUUGCCUCGUUAGGUUAUCCUGGACCACCGCCACCACCACCUCCGCCGCCGCCACCACCACAACCACCAACGGCACCUGUGUUGGGCACUGGACCGCCCACGGUACCAUUUCCACCGGUAUCGUACUUUGAUCGGCGCCUACUGGUAGACAGCUAUCUGAAUCCAGGUUUUUUGAACUAUGGAAGCGGACUCGGUGGUGUGCACUGAACAAAAUUGUAUAUAUCUACUGUAGUAGCUCCGUAGAAGUAUCCUUGCCAGUAAGGACAUCCUGUAGUUAGUGUUGAUUAUUGGUUAAUAAGUUUUUCGAGGUAUUUUUGGCUCGCGAUCCAAAGCAGAGAAGUCAACGAAUAAUCGUACUUAAAAUUUGAAAAUACGACAACAGAACCAACCCAGCAGUGAACUGAUCCCAGUUACUAACAUUUGAUUAGUAUCGUAAACGACUAGGCGAUGUAUUGCGUCGAAACGUUUUGACGAAGCUGUGCAUUUAAUUCCUUUAUCUAGCGUUUCUUGAAAGCAGUUCUACACAAGAUCAGCUUGAAUAACCAAACAAAAAAAGGAAAACUCUUAAGCAAGCAACUUGAAUCUCAUUCCCUUCGGUAAGGAUUUUGUGUAGCGUAUAAAACUUAAUCUGUUACAUUUUCCGGAUUACUUAUUUUUCUGUAACAUUUAAGUAAUUUAGUCUUUAAGCUGCAUUGCAUUAUAUAUUACACCGAAGAAGGUGUAAGUGUAGUGCGUGCAACCUGUAAAAUACUCAAGUGAAUUCUGUUGCCAUACCUGAAAGCAAAAUGAAGUUAUGUUACAAAAUUCGAAUAAAAGCGUCAUCAAAGGCUGGGUCUAGCAAUUUUUCAUUUUGGUUAAUUUUAUUUUACGUCUACAAACUACGCAACUAUCCCUAAGUGAACUAGAAGAAAACCAGACAAACAUAUACGCAUUUUUGGACCACACGGUGUUAACAAGACAAUACAAUAAAGUAAAUUUAACCUUUAAAAUGUAUUAAUAAUUAAAUUUCCAAACUCUAGAACGCUAACACAAAAUAAGCACUCUUUUCCUAACUUUAUCUUCCAAAUUAUUAAAAAAAAAAUCCC
Molecule: messenger RNA, 5971 nt
Organism: Topomyia yanbarensis
Lineage: Eukaryota; Metazoa; Arthropoda; Insecta; Diptera; Culicidae
Product: zinc finger protein 1-like
Exons: 5
Coding region: 1347-4742 (1131 amino acids)
Biological process (GO): regulation of transcription by RNA polymerase II; anatomical structure development
Molecular function (GO): RNA polymerase II cis-regulatory region sequence-specific DNA binding; DNA-binding transcription factor activity, RNA polymerase II-specific
Source: RefSeq, a predicted model, not a curated record